AUGGCGCAAAUCAAGAAAGCCCAACCCUUCAAAAAAGCUCUAUAUUUCUCAGAAGCUGAGUUCAAAGAGCGUCAACAGCGGGCUCUGGAGCUCAUGAAGCGAGAGAACCUCGAUGGCUUUCUCAUGACAAAGCAAGAGUCCCUCUACUACUUGACCGGCUUCGAUACCUUCGGUUAUGUCUUCUUUCAAGCCAUGUACUUCCACAACGAUGGCUCUAUGCGAUUGAUCACUCGAAUCCCGGAUCUACGCCAGGCUCUCUACACUUCGAUUCUGGAGCAGAAAGAUAUUCUCAUUCGAUCCGACGACGCCGGAAGCAACCCCGUGUCUCUAGUUCCGAAGGUCCUGAAGGACUUUGGAAUCAACUCGUCAUCAAAGCGGAUUGGCUAUGAACCGGACUCCUGCUCCUUGACGCACCGACUGGGAAAGGCACUAGAAGAAGCCGUGGAUGGUCUUUGUACGCUUGUGGAUCAUAGCGAUCUGUUCACCCAGGAGCUUCGCAUAAUCAAGUCGGAAGCCGAGAUGCUUAAGGUUCGAAAGGCCGCUUAUCUCGCCGACUUCGCCCUCGUCCGCACCCUUAAGCUAGCUAAGCCCGGUGCAUAUGAAGGUGACUUGUGGAGGGAGAUUGUCGGCACCGUCUACGAGGGCGGCGGUGAUGAUCCAGCCAAUGAGAAUAUCCUCGUAUCGGGUAACAAAGCCGUUCUCACUCGUUACUCUACCGGCAAGGAUAAGAUCGAUCGACAGCUCACGCUCGAGCAUGCCGCGGCCUAUAAGCACUAUCAUGCGUGUCUGAUGCGCACGAUCCCUAUCGGCGGAAUCACUAAACUGGCGCGAGAGAUGCACCGGGUUAAUAUCCUUCAAAUGGAAGCAGCUAUGGAAGCCCUCAAACCAGGCCGAGUGAUCGGGGACGUGUUCGAGGCUUAUGCCCGUGUUGCGGACGAAAACGGCUUCCGGGACCAGCGUUUUAACAGUUGCGGCUAUAGCUUGGGCGCAACAUUUUCGCCUACAUGGAUGGAUUUCCCCAUGUUUGUGCGUGGUCAGAACGUGGUGGCAAAGCCGGGAAUGGUGUUCUUUAUCCAUAUCAUCCUGAUGGAUAAGGCCACCGAUACUGCCAGCUCUAUCGGUCAGACCGUAGAAGUGACUCAGGAUGGAUGUGUUGCGCUGUCCAAACUGCCUUUCUGUCUUACCCGAAGACAAACCAUUGCCGCGUGGAAAAAGACACGGAAAGAGGAUUAUGGGUUCACCGCUGAUGAGAUCGACGUUGGGGAGAAUCUCCAAGAUGUUGAACUUAGCGAUGAAGACGUCGACGAGGAGGAUUAUGAUGUUGAAUACGAUUUCAGCGAGUAUAAGCCGGCAGCUGUGCUGGGUGACCCGACGCAGAGUGCUUAA
Penicillium mononematosum is the source of this 1386-nucleotide messenger RNA. RefSeq names its product M24 family metallopeptidase. The transcript has a single exon. Bases 1 to 1386 code for a protein of 461 amino acids. NCBI's taxonomy places the organism in Eukaryota, Fungi, Ascomycota, Eurotiomycetes, Eurotiales, Aspergillaceae. The record is from RefSeq and is a predicted model, not a curated record.